AUGGCUUAUUCAAGACGUCCCGCAUCGCAAUAUGAGGAUCCUUCCUCAUCCUCACGAAUGUUCAAUCAUGUCGGCGAAGGCUACAACGACUAUCUGAAUUCGUUGAUACAAGGCGCGCGAGUGGCCGGACGAGGAAUAUGCGAUUUUCUAGGAUUGCCCUGUGACGAACUGCACGAGACCGCCUCAACAGUCCUCGCCGUGCCCAUCGCCAUCAUCUCGUUCGCGUGGUGGCUGCUCUCCGGUCUCAGCUGGGCCAUCCGCAAGGCUACCCGUGCCGACCCGAUCCGUUUCGUGUUCUACCAAGCGAUCCCCUACAUUGGUGCAUUGCUCUACUCCGUCGUCACCAUCUUCUUUCCCCAGCUUGACACGAUCAAGAAGAUCUUUUAUUUGUUGUUCCACCCGAUUCAGUUCUUCUUGGAUCUGUUCGCCAAGGUCGACCAGCGAGCCGAGCGAGUUCGGGAUGCCGUUGAUAUGUUGGGACCGCAAGACACGGUCCGGCGGCGUCCCGUCUCGCGGCUUCUCUGUUCGGCGUGUCGACGGAGUGAGAAGACAUGUCUCCUCCAGCCCUGCAAUCACUUUUGCCUUUGUGAACCGUGUUAUAAUCGCAUGAUGUCCCAGGGUAAAUUGGCCUGCCCUCAAUGUCAAGCCCCCGUUGACUCAUUUGUACAUAUUGAAUUG
Molecule: messenger RNA, 678 nt
Organism: Mesorhabditis spiculigera
Lineage: Eukaryota; Metazoa; Nematoda; Chromadorea; Rhabditida; Rhabditidae
Source: the annotation of a GenBank genome assembly